CGAUUAUUUUAAAAUAGGUUUAAAGCGGAAUCCAGGACGAAACAGGGAAAUGAACACCAGCAGGUUGCAGGAGCUCGAGGUGUCUUCAGUGUGCGCAGUUCCUUCAAAGUGUUUGCAUUUGCUUCUUAACAGAACAGAAUAACAGGAAGGGAUCUUUGAGAGCUUCUAGUCCAACCCCCUGCUCAGGCAGGAGGUCUAUAUACCAUUUGGUGUUGCGUUUCCCACUUGCUCUGUAGGAGGGAAUUAAAAGCGGAGGCCAAAACUGAGGGAAACUGGAAGUAAAACUCCUCACCCGUCCCUGUUACAAUAUAUUGUCGCAUAUUGACAAUCCCAACCUUCUGUGAAACUCAUUUCAACUUUCAUAGCCCCGUCAUUCCGCCUCCCCCGGCCGCGAGAGCGAAGGGAAAACUUGACGCUUUUUCCCUUUGAAAAAGACUCGCUCGCUCCAGAUCAGUGUCAACUCGUGGAUUAUUCAAGAGACGGCCAAUCCCGCCACGGGCCGGCGGGUAGCUUUCAGGCCAGAGGGAAGGAAACGCUUCUGUGCGAUUCCCACCAUCUUUGGAGUUUUCCCGCGGCCCGUCUUUUCUAGAGAAGAGUCUUAGGAGAAUGGGCUUUUGAAACCGGCCGGCCACUCGCUCCUGGGAUGCUUUUUGCCAAUAAGGUUUAAAAGUAAAUGGGCAGCCGCGAGCCCUAUCUCAGGCACUUGCCUUAUCUUUCAGACUUCUCUGCCAGUAUGGGGAGCAAGACCUUGCCUGCUCCAGUACCCAUCCAUCCUUCCCUGCAGCUGACCAAUUACUCCUUCCUGCAAGCAUUCAAUGGCCUCCCUGCAGUGCCUUCAGACCAUCUGCCCAACCUCUACGGUUUCAGUGCACUCCAUGCUGUUCACCUUCACCAAUGGACUUUGGGCUACCCUGCCAUGCAUCUGCCGCGCUCGUCUUUCUCCAAAGUGCCUGGUGUGACUAGCCUAGUGGAUGCCAGAUUCCAAUUGCCUGCCUUCCCGUUGUUCCCACAUGUCAUCCACCCCAAGCACGAAGCCACAACUAUGCCGCUCAAAGCCAAGCCUAGAUUUGAUUUUGCGAACCUUGCUGUGGCUGCCACCCAAGAAGAUCAUUCAAAACUGGGACAGAUAGACAACCAAGGCUCUUCUGCAGGCCUGGGCCCAUUGCUUGAAGUGACCAAACUUUCCGCUGAGAAGAAACCCACCCGUGGGAGGCUACCCUCCAAAACCAAGAAGGAGUUUGUGUGCAAAUUCUGUGGCAGGCACUUCACCAAGUCCUACAACCUUUUGAUUCACGAAAGAACCCAUACAGAUGAGCGGCCAUACACGUGCGACAUUUGUCAUAAGGCCUUCAGAAGGCAAGAUCAUCUGAGAGAUCACAGAUACAUCCACUCAAAAGAAAAACCUUUUAAGUGUCAAGAAUGCGGAAAAGGAUUUUGCCAAUCCAGGACUCUGGCAGUUCACAAGACACUACACACACAAGUAAAGGAACUCAGACCUUCCAAAAUGAAAUGCUGAAGAUAUUAACCCCAACGAACUUCAUCUCUCUGCUUCACUCUACAUUUUAGAUCAAAUUCUUCACCGAGACAAUGGGGGAACACGCAACGUAAUUAAUUUAAUACUUUUUAAAAAAAUACAGCAAGAAAGCCCACAACCCGACAUGCACAAAAACGCAGUCAGCCUUUCCAAAACCUGGGUACUUCCAUGUGUAAAUCCUGCGUGACUUCACUAAACUUUACGUCAAAAGGUGGUGCUCAUGUAUUGGAGAGGAAUUUUUUUGUCCUCAGUUCAAACACAAACAACAAAUAGCUUUCUACCUCCCCGAUUAAGUUUAUUCUUUUGUGAGUGACUUGUUUAAAAGUGUCUCCUUUAUAAACUUUGGAAAAGAAAAUCUAGGUGGUUAUUAUUCUAACUAAUUCCACAUUUGGGGGGCACAGCUCAGAUCAAUAAUAAAACUGCUUGGAAAGAGGCAACAUUCUGAGGGAGAUUUGUGCUAUAACGGGGGUGUGGGUGUGGGGCUGCCAUCAUCUUCCGAAAUUAACACUUCUGUCUUGGGUGGACAGGUGUGUUUUUGUGUGUGUCUGCAUGCUCUAGUGAGCAUCCUGUCGUUUCUGUUUAUUCGUGGUCUGGUGCCUUGGGAGGUAGUUUGUAUUUUGAAAGAAAAAUGGAAAGAAAAACCAAGCAAACCGAAUCAAGCGACCAACCAACGAAAAAUGGAACCCAAGUUACAAAAGGGAAACUUGAGAAUAAUAAAUCAAAGUGCACAGAGUGGCCUUGCUGGUACUUUCAAGUGAGCGUGUGCCCAGGUGAUAGUGAACUGGGUUUUGUAAAAGAGCGGGUGGGAGAGUUUGCUGACGAAUCUCAACAUGAGCAUUUUAUCCAGAAUCAUCUUUAUUUUUUCUCCCCCCUAAACAGUGUAAAAUAAAAUUAAAAAAAAAAAAAAGACAAGACAAGACAUUCCAAUAUGUUUUUUGGUUUAAAGUUAUUGCUAUUUGGCACUUUAUGCUGAUUCUUGAUAAUGAUCAUUUAUCACUGGAUUUAUUAUUAUUUUUUAAGUAUUAAAAUAAAUUGGUAUUUUACAGGCGAA
This is a messenger RNA of Ahaetulla prasina, 2585 nucleotides long. It is a transcript of the gene OSR1, whose product is annotated as odd-skipped related transcription factor 1. The coding region runs from base 674 to 1516 and encodes 280 amino acids. NCBI's taxonomy places the organism in Eukaryota, Metazoa, Chordata, Lepidosauria, Squamata, Colubridae. Gene Ontology annotation, biological process: urogenital system development; regulation of transcription by RNA polymerase II; embryo development. The record is from RefSeq and is a predicted model, not a curated record. Gene Ontology annotation, molecular function: RNA polymerase II transcription regulatory region sequence-specific DNA binding; DNA-binding transcription factor activity, RNA polymerase II-specific. The transcript is spliced from 3 exons. Gene Ontology annotation, cellular component: nucleus.